AUGUCACACAAUGAGGAUGUCACGCCCGUGAAGAUGUGUACAUGCACCGUAGAUGUGGACGUUCAGCGCUAUUGCGUCGUGGUACUACCCAAGGAGGACGCUGGUAGUGGUAGUGGUGGUGGCGGUGGUGGUGGUGGUGAUGGUUCCCGCACACUCAACGCGUUUGUGAAGCUUAAUCCCAAUCCAGUUCUUGCGAAGAAAGGCAUGCCUGGGCUUCUCGGUCUUGGCAAGAUUUAUGAUCCGACAAACUUGUGGACAAGCCCCGUCAACAGUUUAGGGUGGGUCUCGGCGUUCGUGGCAAGCAUCAACAGCUCCUACAGAAGCGUACCAGAUGAACGCGUUGUGCUGUUUACCACUGCGGAUCUAAACUGGUAG
This is a messenger RNA of Trypanosoma grayi, 375 nucleotides long. RefSeq names its product beta-fructofuranosidase-like protein. Bases 1 to 375 code for a protein of 124 amino acids. The record is from RefSeq and is a predicted model, not a curated record. The transcript has a single exon. NCBI's taxonomy places the organism in Eukaryota, Euglenozoa, Kinetoplastea, Trypanosomatida, Trypanosomatidae.